AAAAAAAAAAAAACUACCCAAGAAAGGUUCAGGAGAUUCAGAAAAUAGACAUUUGAAAUUAAAAUUGUUUGGCAGAACUGAAGUUGAGGCUUAUGUAGUAAGCAAGAAAUAUUUUGGAAGAGAUUCAGGCAAAAAAAUUUACAACCCAAAGACUCAGAGAGGCAGGGAGAAAGGGGGAAGAAAGUACAAUAAAAAGUCAAUGACAAAUAUGACACUGCCCCACCCUCUAAAUGGAAAUGGCCAAUACAUCACUCUCCUCAGGCUUAGACAUUUUUAAUGCUUUCUUUGGGGAGGGAUUUAGGGGAGGAAGCCCAGGCCUUUGUACAAGCUACAAUUCCCACCACUGAGCUAUACCCCAGCCCAAGGCCCUUAGGUAGGAAAUAGCAAAGUUUCAUUUCCGUAGAGCAGAGCUACUACGUCACUGACAGGAUUUUUAGCUGUAGUUUUGGAGUCUGAGUCCAGUUCUAGCUAUUACCAAAAUAGACCAGUCAGGGUCACUUCACUGUGCUUCUAGUUUCUUCUGAAAAUGUGACAGCAAUCAGAUGAUUUAGCCAUAUGUGUAGCAAUAAAGCAGUUGAACUCACUAGGUUAGAAGGUCGGGGAAUAAGAGAGUUUAUCUAUCCAUCCUUCUAACAGUUCUGUCAGGCUGUUGUGGGUCUCAGGAAUAUCAUGCUGAAUGGAACCUACCCGUCAUAGUUCAGAAGGCAGAUGGUUUGGCAUCUGUUAGUCACACCCUCUUGAUGUCCUACCGUAAACUGUGAAAGAGGCUGCAGAGGGAAAGAACACAGAACUGUGAGACCAGGUUUACUGGGUAGGUGAAGAAAGACUGUCCGGAGGAGAGGAGACAGCUGUCAGCUAGAAGAGCGGUGGGGCGUAACCAGCCAAGAGUGUGGCGCUGUUGUGAGCGGGGAGAGAGUGGACAGGGAACAAGAGGCCAGCGUAGCCCGGGGAAGACAGUGAGAGACCAGCAUGGCCGGGUCUGGCAGAGCCUUAAACGUGUGUUAAGUAUUUCAGAUUUCAUUCUAAGAGCAGUAGGGAGGCAGCCAGGAAGAUGGAAGUUACUGAAUCUGCAUUUCUGAAGACUGCACUGCUCUGUGGAAAUGGGUCGGAGGCUUGUGUCACAAAGUGGGAACGACUCGCAGGGAGCCGGAUCUGGAGGCGGCCGGUGUGGAUCAGCAUUGUGAGCGAUGUGACAGCCCCAGGUGCCACGUGUCCUACCCCCGCGUCUGUUGAACAUGCUGACAUUCAGGUCAAGAGUUACCAUUUGCACUCCAGGGAACGCUAUGUUUGUAACUCCGGUUUCAAGCGGAAAGCUGGUACAUCCAGCUUGACCGAGUGUGUGUUUAACAAGGCCACAAACAUGACCCACUGGACGACUCCCAAUCUUAAGUGCAUCAGAGAUCCCUCCCUGACUCACCAAAAGCCAAUGCCACCCUCCACAGUAGUGACUGCCAGGGUGACCCCAGAGCCAGAGAGCCCCUCCCUUUCUGGAAAAGAGCCAGCAGCUUUAUCUCCCAAGUCAGAUACCACACUGGCCACAGAGACAGCCACUGUACCAGGCCCCUGGAUGAUGUCAUCUAAACCACCUUCUGUAGGCACCACGGGCAUAGGCAGCCACGAGCCUUCCCAAACCCCAUCUCAGACAACAUCAGUGACCUUGGAGCACACGCCCUCUACUUCCCACGAGACACCAGGUGCCCUUCCAGACAGCUCCAGAUAUGCUACUGGUUCGCAGAGGACGCUGCUUCUUCCGCCCCAGACACUGACACUGCUGGCCUCAGCUGCCUUCCCCACCUACGUCCAGUCUGCACCCGGAGCUUCUGCCUUUGAGCACAAUAAUCAACUUUUUCUGCUCUACUCCCUUCCGGGCUUCCUCAUCUCACCAAAAAUCUUCCUUCAAAUCCACACCCUCUACCAGAAGGUUAGAGAAUUUGCCAGUAAUCAUCUCGACAUCUGUUCCUGGGAUACUUGUGAUGUGUUUGGUGUCGGUGCUGCUGGUAUACUACAUCAAGUCAAGGAAUACUUCCCAUCCACCUGCUGCAGGAAUGGAACCCAUGGAAGCAAUGCCAAUGACUGGAGGUACCGGCAGCAGAGAGGCAGACAGAAGAAACUGUCCACUCAACCUCUGAGACUCAGGAAAACCAGCUGGGCUAAGUCUGCAGCAAAGGAUCCAGCUCAGCUUUAGCUGAAGAGAACCUGGAAGACACCAGGACAGAGCCCAGCAGGAUAAUCCGAGGUUGCUGGCUUGAGCUUAUGGAUAAGGCACCCGUGCCUGGGUGUAUCCAAAGGGAGCACAGAGGUUCUCUAGCACCCAGUGCACACUGCACCCGGGAGGCCUCAGCACACAGCCAGCUUCCCGAAGUCCAAACAGCUGCAGUCCUCCUGGGAGAGGCUGAAGGUCUUCACGAGGCCUCUCAUUUCUCUCUGACACUGAUUCAGAACAGCUUAUCCACUUGUCUACGCCAUACCUCAUCCCAACUUGCAGCCUACAGAGAACAGGAACAUACCCGGGGCUCUCAGUUAAUCACAAAGCUCUUCCCGGCUUGGGAAGACACCAGCAUUGAGCUCCUCAAAACUCUGUGUCCAGCACUCUGCAUGCAUUGAGAGGGAGCUGAGAAGGCAGGAGAGGUAUUGAGCCAGUGAAUUCCCCUGAUGUAAGGAUUCAGGAAGAAAACUGAACUCAGUGAUGUUUUAUGUGUGCUUUUAUAUUUAUACUUCCUUGUUUGUUAGAGCUACAUGAUUUAUGAUUUCUAUUUUGAAAAGGUGCCUUGUAUAAACAAAAUAAAAUACCUAUUUUCAGUAUUAAAAAAUGUACUGAGUCACCACAGAGAAAUGUUCCACAAAGGAAAACGGGACAAAGAGUAAGAAUGCAGAGUCCAAAAUGAUUAGCUUCAGGUUUCUUUCUAAAAGGAGGAAAAAAAAAAGCCUUGCCUAGAGCUGGCAUAGACCACAGAAUGGGGGUGUUUGUAACAGAAUUUCCCUGUGAGAAGUAACGUGAUCUAAAUAGCAAGUCUGGGCCCAGCUAUCAUUAUUUCUUUUCUUCCCUGCAUUACUGUUAUUGUUUUGCCAUUUAUGAUACUUAUUCCUAAAACUACAGGCUUAAUCCUAUGUCCUCGUUUUAUACAGAUAAGAAAACUGUGGACUAGAGGAGUUGAGCAGCUCAGCUAACGCCACAGCUUGAACACAACUGGUACGAGAGUCAGGCUAGGGAGCAGUCCUGACUGUAAACUGUCUGCCAACUGCCCCUGCGCUUGAAGGGUAGCAGGAGCCACCACAAGAUUUGGAAAGUGGGCAUGAGCACAGCGCCCAGUCAACGUGCUGCCGGAAGCACUCCAAGUGCCUCUUCUCACUGACUUCUGCAAGACUUCAGUUAGGGGUUUUCAUCAAAUUUACAGAAGCCUCUGCACUUAGCUGCUUGGGCUUGCUCACAGAAUGGUGGUCUUGGGCCAGUCAGACUGCUCACAAGGUGACUGAAAGGCCCCUUAAAGAUUAGACCAGAAAGUGUCACAGAGCACUCCUGCUGUAUUGGUAAAGGCAAGUCACAAAGCCAGUCCAGAUUCAAGAGAGAAUAACAAGUGGAGGGCAGAGAUCGAGGGAGGCCAUCUUUGGUGACCAUCCGUACUGCUCUGAGGGCCAUCAGGGAAAUGGAACUUGCCUUUCCAUCCUCAGCACUCUGUAAAUGCCAAAAAACAGUGGAUGAAUGGAUCAACAUGAUCUGGGCAUCAGUACCUGCUAGCUUUUGAGAAGAAUCUAUUCAUUUUCUUCUGCUUUUUUUUUUUUGAAACAAGGUCUUGCUAUGUAGUUCAAGAUGGCCUCGAAUUCAUUAUGUAACCUGGGGUGGCCUCAAACUUGUAGUGAUCCUCUUGUCUCAGUCUCUCAAGUGCUAGAAUUUUACAG
This is a messenger RNA of Fukomys damarensis (Damara mole-rat), 3897 nucleotides long. It is a transcript of the gene Il15ra, whose product is annotated as interleukin 15 receptor subunit alpha. The record is from RefSeq and is a predicted model, not a curated record. Gene Ontology annotation, biological process: interleukin-15-mediated signaling pathway. The coding region runs from base 1052 to 2185 and encodes 377 amino acids. The transcript is spliced from 8 exons. Gene Ontology annotation, cellular component: plasma membrane. Gene Ontology annotation, molecular function: interleukin-15 receptor activity. NCBI's taxonomy places the organism in Eukaryota, Metazoa, Chordata, Mammalia, Rodentia, Bathyergidae.